AUGGAGACUGGCGCUGGCCCACAUCCGCUGCGCCUGUUCGUCUGCCUGAUGCCACUCUGUCUCGCGUUGCUUUUGGGACCAGGGAGGCCCGGGACCGCCGAGGAAGUCAUCCUCCUGGAUUCCAAAGCCUCCCAGGCUGAGCUGGGCUGGACUGCACUGCCAAGUAAUGGGUGGGAGGAGAUCAGCGGCGUGGAUGAACAUGACCGUCCCAUCCGCACGUACCAGGUGUGCAACGUGCUGGAGCCCAACCAGGACAACUGGUUGCAGACUGGCUGGAUCAGCCGCGGCCGCGGGCAGCGCAUCUUCGUGGAGCUGCAGUUCACACUGCGCGACUGCAGUAGCAUUCCCGGCGCCGCGGGCACCUGCAAGGAGACUUUCAACGUCUACUACCUGGAAACCGAGGCCGACCUGGGCCUCGGGCGUCCCCGCCCAGGCGGCAGCCGACCCCGCAAGAUCGACACGAUCGCGGCUGAUGAGAGCUUCACGCAGGGCGACCUGGGCGAGCGCAAGAUGAAGCUGAACACAGAGGUGCGCGAGAUUGGUCCGCUCAGCCGGCGAGGUUUUCACCUGGCCUUCCAGGACGUGGGCGCAUGCGUGGCGCUGGUCUCCGUGCGCGUCUACUACAAGCAGUGCCGCGCCACGGUGCGGGGCCUGGCGGUGUUCCCAGCCACCGCGGCUGAGAGCGCCUUCUCCACGCUGGUGGAGGUGACCGGAACGUGCGUGGCGCACUCAGAAGGGGAGCCCGGCAGCCCCCCGCGCAUGCAUUGCGGCGCCGAUGGCGAGUGGCUGGUGCCCGUGGGCCGCUGCAGCUGCAGUGCGGGAUUCCAGGAACGUGGUGACAUCUGUGAAGCCUGUCCCCCAGGGUUUUACAAGGUGUCCUCGCGGCGGCCCCUCUGCUCGCCGUGCCCAGAGCACAGCCGCGCCCUGGAAAACGCCUCCACGUUCUGCGUGUGCCAGGACAGCUACGCGCGCUCGCCCACCGACCCGCCCUCGGCUUCCUGCACCCGGCCGCCGUCGGCGCCGCGGGACCUGCAGUACAGCCUGAGCCGCUCCCCCCUGGCGCUGCGGCUGCGCUGGCUGCCGCCGGCCGACUCGGGCGGCCGCUCGGACGUCACGUACUCGCUGCUGUGCCUGCGCUGCGGCCGCGAGGGCCCGGCGGGCGCGUGCGAGCCGUGCGGGCCGCGCGUGGCCUUCGUGCCGCGCCAGGCCGGGCUCCGCGAGCGCGCCGCCACCCUGCUCCACCUGCGGCCCGGCGCGCGCUACACCGUGCGGGUGGCCGCGCUCAACGGCGUCUCGGGCCCGGCGGCCGCCGCGGGAGCCACCUACGCGCAGGUCACCGUCUCCACCGGGCCCGGGGCGCCCUGGGAGGAGGAUGAGAUCCGCAGGGACCGAGUGGAGCCCCAGAGUGUGUCCCUGUCGUGGCGGGAGCCCAUCCCCUCUGGAGCCCCCGGGGCCAACAGCACGGAGUAUGAGAUCCGAUAUUACGAGAAGGGUCAGAGUGAGCAGACUUACUCCACAGUGAAGACAGGGGCGCCUGCGGUCACCGUCACCAACCUGAAGCCGGCCACUCGCUACGUCUUUCAGAUCCGGGCGGCUUCCCCGGGGCCCUCCUGGGAGACCCAGAGCUUCAACCCCAGCAUUGAAGUGCAGACCCUGGGGGAGGCUGCCUCAGGGUCCCGGGACCAGAGCCCCGUGGUCGUCGUCACCGUGGUGACCAUCUCAGUCCUCCUUGUCCUGGGCUCCGUGAUGAGUGUGCUGGCCAUUUGGAGGAGGCCCUGCAGCUAUGGCAAAGGAGGUCGGGAUGCCCACGAUGAGGAGGAGCUGUAUUUCCACUUCAAAGUCCCGACACGCCGCACGUUCGUGGACCCCCAAAGCUGUGGGGACCCGCUGCAGGCCGUUCAUCUGUUUGCCAAGGAGCUGGAUGCGAACAGCGUCACACUGGAGAAGAGCCUUGGAGCAGGGCGGUUUGGGGAGCUGUGCUGCGGCUGCCUGCAGCUCCCUGGCCGCCAGGAGCUCCCCGUGGCGGUGCACACGCUGAGCGAGGGCUGCUCCGACUCUCAGAGGCUCAGCUUCCUGGCCGAGGCCCUCACCCUGGGCCAGUUCGACCACAGCCACGUGGUGCGGCUGGAGGGGGUCGUGACCCGAGGAAGCACCUUGAUGAUUGUCACUGAGUACAUGAGCCAUGGGGCCCUGGAUGGCUUCCUCAGGCGGCAUGAGGGCCAGCUGGUGGCCGGGCAGCUGAUGGGGCUGCUGCCCGGGCUGGCGUCGGCCAUGAAGUAUCUGUCAGAGAUGGGCUACGUUCACCGGGGCCUGGCCGCCCGCCGUGUGCUGGUCAGCAGCGGCCUCGUCUGCAAGAUCUCGGGCUUUGGGCGGGGACCCCGGGACCGAGCAGAGGCUGUCUACACCACCAUGAGUGGCCGGAGCCCGGCCCUGUGGGCCGCCCCCGAGACGCUUCAGUUUGGCCACUUCAGCUCUGCCAGUGACGUGUGGAGCUUUGGCGUGGUCAUGUGGGAGGUGAUGGCCUUUGGAGAACGGCCCUACUGGGACAUGUCUGGCCAAGACGUGAUCAAGGCCGUGGAGGAUGGCUUCCGGCUGCCGCCCCCCAGGAACUGCCCCAUCCCCCUGCACCGGCUGAUGCUUGACUGCUGGCAGAAGGACCCGGGUGAGCGGCCCAGGUUCUCCCAGAUCCACAGCAUCCUGAGCAAGAUGGUGCAGGACCCAGAACCCCCAAAGAGUGCCGCGACCACCUCUCCCAGGCCUCCCACCCCGCUGGCGGACCGUGCCUUCUCCACUUUCCCCUCCUUUGGCUCCGUGGGCGCGUGGCUGGAAGCCCUGGACCUGGGCCGCUACAAGGACAGCUUCACUGCGGCUGGCUAUGGGAGCCUGGAGGCCGUGGCCACCAUGGCUGCCCAGGACCUGGUGAGCCUGGGCAUCUCCUCGGCGGAGCAUCGGGAGGCCCUCCUCAGCGGGAUCAGCGCCCUGCAGGCCCACGUCCUCCAGCUGCAGGGCCAGGGGGUGCAGGUGUGAGGGGCCCUACUCUCCCAACCCUGACGAGGACCUGGCCGGCUGCGCUCCACCCAUGCAGAAGUGAGGGCUCACCUCCUCCACGUGGGCCCAGAGCUUGUUUGGGGCCACAGUUCCCCCAUUUCACUGCCUACUCCUCCCAUUUUUCCUAGUCUAAACACCUUGGCUGACCCUGUCCCCCUGGAGAAAAGAUCCACAUCGCUAAGGAGGCCCCCUGAGAUAACAGUGGGAAGAAAUGCAGGGUCUCAGAGACCGCAGCAGGCAGGGCCAGGGAGGGUAGGCAUGGCUUCAAGUUGUCAGGUUCAUGCCCUCUGUCUUCCACACCCAGUGGGUGUAGGGCCUACCCCAGUGGGUACCCCAUUUUCCUACUGACCCAUUGGCCAGCAGGCAGCACGGGUCCCUCAUGGAUGGGCCCGCGUUAGACCUAGCAGGGACCACAGGGCUGCCUGGCAGCCCAUCCUGAUGGACCCUGGAGGGGCAGGGUCCUCAGCUCCCUGUGCUUGGGCUGUGCCCUGUCUGGUCCUGAGGCCCGGGUAGGCAAAGGUGGUGCUGAGCUCAGAGGCUGGACCUGCAGGGUCCGAGACCCAGGAGCUGCUUUCUGCUUCCCCUGCCCUUGGGCUGACAGUUCAGGAUGAGGGUGAGGAUUCUGGUAGGCCACUCAAGGUCCUGGUGCUCUCCUGAGGCCCCACGAGGCCUCCCCUUUGCAUUCCUUUUAUAAACUCACUGGCCAGGACAUCUGGGAAGAGCAUGAGGGGACAUGUUUUCUCCCAGGGGACCCAAGAGCUUUGCUCUCCAGCCUUGGAUAUGGUGACGGCAGGACUCGCAGAGAUGGGCCUUCUCUAACAGGCUGGGCCAAGCCUCACUGUACAGAUGGAAAGCCAGGGCCCAGUGAGGAGUCGGGGACGGGACUCAUGCACCCAACUCCCAAUCUAGGGCUAAGGGGGGCUCUGGGGACAGUCCUGGGUCCUGCUCUGUGACACCAAUUCUCCUGGGAUAGCCCAGGGGGACUUUGAGGAGACCCCUCCUGCAAGCUCCAUCCCCUGGGCGCCACCCAGCCUCUCAGGGAGCGCCUCCGCCCUCUGGCUUCUGCAGAGCUCUGGCAGAAGCAGUUGUGCCGAGCUGACUCCAGAGUCCCUUAUCCAGAAGGACUUCCCAGAAGCGGUGGUGACGUGAGGCUGGGGCUUCAUAGGACAGCAGGAAGGCAGCUGAUCUGGAUAGGGCCGCAGGGGCUGAGUUUGUCCAGGUCCCCCUGAUAUACGCCUGCUCCGGGUGUGGCUGUGUGCAGGUGCGAUGGGAGGGGUGGGAAGGAGGGACAAGGGCGAACAAGACACAGAGCCGGCCCUUGGGGCUCAGACUAGGUGGGGAGGUGAGCUCAGGCACUGAGAAGUACUACAGGGGUGCCUUCCAGCAGUGCCCCGGGGCCAACAGGAGACCUUAUGGCAGUGGGCUGGAGGGGCAGAUGGACGCUCUCUUGGUGUGUGUGUAUGGAGGGUGUCUUGGCUGAGAGGCUGACGCAUCACUGAAGAGGGCCUCGAAGGUGGGGGAGGGUUCUUUCCUGAGUGUUGGUGGAGUUUUCCGCAGACCAAGAUGGAGGAGACCAAGCGAGGGGCCAGCAUGAGGAGGAGGCUGGAGGCUAGGGGAGUCGGUGCGUCUUCCGGGAGCGCCCAUGGUGAGGGACGGUGCCUCCCAGCAGUGCCUUGGGCCUCGCCUGCCAGCAGCAGCUCGUCUCUCUUUGGAGCACCCCCCACUCCUUGCUCCCCCAUCUCCUAAGCACCUGCCCCAGCUCGGUGACUUUGGGGGGCCUGGGAGAGACGGAGAUAAUGCUUCCACUUUUGACAAGGCUAGAGGGUCCUAUGCCAGGUGCCCUCCAGGCUCUGUCCUCCCACCCCUGGAAGCCUCGAAAGGACACAGCAUGGGGACCAGUGUCCCGUCCUGGGUGGAGGGAGCCUCAUCCCUAUCUCCGGCUUCAUCAGUCAUGCUCUAAGGGUCAAAGUCUCCUCCCGUCCCCCACUGUCCUGCAGAGGGGCCCGGCUGUGUUGGCAGGACUUCGGCAUCCAGGGUAGGCCUCCCCUCCACUGAAGAGUGAGGUCCCAGAAUCCAGAGGGUCCCGGGCCUCAGCCUGCACAGGUGCUGGUGUGAUGCGGGCUGACGGCUCGCUGGGAGCCCUCUACAGAUCUAUUUUUAUAUGGAACUUGUUCAUUGGACAGAGGGCGGUGGCCUGCAUCCCCCCAUCACCCCCAUCUGAGCCCAUCCAGGGAGGGAAGGGGCUGGUUGGGGAGGCGGGUCCUUUGACUAAUUCUGGCAAUGUUUUUAUAUUUCUUGGGUUCUAUAUGCAGGACAAAGUAAUAAAAACUUGUCU
Diceros bicornis minor is the source of this 5383-nucleotide messenger RNA. RefSeq names its product EPH receptor A10 (gene EPHA10). The record is from RefSeq and is a predicted model, not a curated record. The transcript has 17 exons. NCBI's taxonomy places the organism in Eukaryota, Metazoa, Chordata, Mammalia, Perissodactyla, Rhinocerotidae. Gene Ontology annotation, cellular component: plasma membrane; neuron projection. The coding region runs from base 1 to 3027 and encodes 1008 amino acids. Gene Ontology annotation, molecular function: transmembrane-ephrin receptor activity; protein binding; ATP binding. Gene Ontology annotation, biological process: axon guidance; protein phosphorylation; cell surface receptor protein tyrosine kinase signaling pathway.